AUGGCGUCGCCGUCGCCUUCGUUCCUGCUCCAGCUGGUGCGGUACGUGUCUUCUCUCCCGACCCACUUCAUGCGGGUCAGCACGAGGGCGCUCCCGCUCCUGAUGGAAGGCUCCGGCGGGGCGAUCCGUCCCCUCGCCGCCGCCCCCAAGCCGAAGCCACCGGGUCCGCCGGCGGAAGGCCCCGGCGACAAGGGUGGGAUCAUCCAUGCCGCCUCUCCCCUACCGCGCGGGCUGAUGCGGGCGGCGCCUCAGAGGCAGGGCGCCGGAGGGAUGAUCAAGGCGCCCCAGCGGCCCGGCGCGCCGGCCGAGGGCACCGGCGGCCGCGGCGGGAUCAUCCAUGCCGCCUCUUCUUGA
Messenger RNA from Lolium rigidum, 354 nucleotides. Its product is annotated as translation initiation factor IF-2-like. The transcript has a single exon. Bases 1 to 354 code for a protein of 117 amino acids. NCBI's taxonomy places the organism in Eukaryota, Viridiplantae, Streptophyta, Magnoliopsida, Poales, Poaceae. The record is from RefSeq and is a predicted model, not a curated record.